This is a messenger RNA of Fraxinus pennsylvanica, 1056 nucleotides long. The record is from the annotation of a GenBank genome assembly. Lineage: Eukaryota; Viridiplantae; Streptophyta; Magnoliopsida; Lamiales; Oleaceae.
AUGAUAGAGUGCAGUGUCUGUCAUUCCAAGCUGGUCUCUCCAUCCACGAAAUCUGUUUCAAGGGCUUAUGAUCGUCACAGGGACAAGGUAUCAUCAAAGCAAAGGGCUCUCAAUUUCCUGUUAGUUGGGGGAGACUGUGUCCUGGUUGGUUUACAGCCUAUCUUGGUUUUUAUGUCAAAGGUGGAUGGAAAAUUCAAGUUUAGCCCUAUUAGCGUUAACUUUUUGACUGAGGCUGUGAAGGUUCUUUUUGCAAUUGUAAUGCUUCUGAUCCAGGCUAGGCGGCAGAAGGUUGGUGAAAAGCCACUUCUUUCUAUUUCCACAUUUGUCCAGGCAGCUCGCAGCAAUGUGCUCCUUGCUGUUCCUGCAUUUCUCUAUGCUAUCAAUAACUAUCUGAAGUUUAUUAUGCAGCUUUAUUUCAACCCUGCAACAGUGAAAAUGUUGAGCAAUCUAAAGGUUUUGGUCAUUGCUGUACUUCUGAAGAUUGUAAUGAAACGCCGAUUUUCAAUAAUCCAGUGGGAGGCUCUUGCUUUGUUACUCAUAGGGAUUAGUAUAAAUCAACUUCGGUCCUUACCUGAGGGUACCACUGCUUUGGGUCUUCCAGUUACAACUGGUGCAUAUAUGUACACUUUGAUAUUUGUGACCAUUCCCUCCAUGGCCUCAGUCUUCAAUGAAUAUGCUAUGAAAAGUCAAUAUGACACUAGCAUUUAUCUUCAGAACUUGUUUUUAUAUGGAUACGGUGCUAUAUUCAACUUUCUUGGAAUCCUUGUAACCGUCAUUUUUAAAGGACCCAGUAGCUUCGAUAUAUUGGAAGGACAUUCAAAAGCUACCCUGCUUUUAAUAUGCAACAAUGCAGCACAAGGAAUUCUAUCCUCCUUUUUCUUUAAAUAUGCUGAUACGAUUUUGAAGAAGUAUUCGUCAACUGGAUUUCCGUGGUUUUCAUCUCAAUGCACCAGUUCUUUUCACCUCUUUCUAAAGUCAAGGAGGACCAACAAAAUGGGGUUCUGGAGAGAGUGGAUGUACAAGAUAGUAAUAGGUCGAGAGAGUUAUCCUUCAUAA